UCGGCAACAGGGGAAGGGAAACUGGGAAACAUUGUCACAGAGGUGUAGAAAGAGAGGAAAUAAUUAAAGAAUACUUAUUAUUUCUUUUUCUGCAUCUUUUUUGUAUUCCUUUAAAAAAAAAAAAAAAAUCUAUACCUAGUGUCCGACCCAAAAUCGGGGACCAAGACUGACAUCUGAAGAGCCACUACUCCCAAGAGUACUAAUUUCAAUAAGUUGAGAAGGGCAAAUUCCAACCUAGCCGCAAUGAAGAAUAAACAAAAAUCCACCACAAGAGAUUUGAAAUCCCUAAUUUCUGACCACAGGCUCUUCUUCGACAAGCUAAUUGACCUAAUUCCACCUAGAUUCUACCUCCCUAAAGAUGAAGCCGACACCUGGUAUCGUGGUCUACCAAAAGCCGCUAGAGCAUCCUUAAAAAAGCAAUCCAAAGAAAACCUCAAAAAAGCCCGUCGCAAUCGCCUUGACCCUGAAAAGAAAGAGCAGUCCUCAACCCUCGGACAACUCCAACAAUCCCUUCAGAACGUGGAGGAUCAUGUUGAAUCCAAGCCCAUUAAUUUGGACGAAAACGAUAACCCUAACCCUAAUAAUGACAAUGAUAACUCCUCUGUUACGUAUGAAGAGUUGAGGCAAAGGCUACGUAGAAAGAUCGAAAUGCUCCGUGGCAAUCGAGGUGAUGGGGAGAGUUCGGAGAGCAAUAGAGCGCGUAAAAGGAGUGAAAGAAAUGAAAAGGAUGGAUUUUUAGCGAAGAAGAGAAAAAGAGGUGAAGAGGAAGAUAAUGGGGAAGUUAAUAUAGAGUUUGGGAAGGUUAAGAUUGGUGACGAUGAUGAUAAGAAAAAGAAGAAGAAGGAGAAGAAAGUAUCGAAAGCGAAAGAAUUGGAAAGGUUGAAGAGGUUAGAAGAAGUGAAGAGAGAGGAUAGGACGUUGGCGGAUAAGGAAGCGUGGAAGGCAGCGGAAAAGAAGGCAAUGGGAGUUAAGGUUUACGAUAAUCCUAAGUUGUUGAAGGAGAGUAUGAAGAAGGAGAAGAAAAGGAAAGAGAAGAGUUCGCAAAAGUGGAAGGAAAGAAUGGAGACUACGGAGAAGUUGAAGAAGGAACGACAACAGAAGAGAAGGGAUAAUAUUGCUGGUAAAGCCAAGGAGAAGAAGAUGAGGAAGAUUGCUAAAAGGGAGAAGAAGCUUAUGAGGCCGGGAUUUGAGGGACGAAAGGAAGGCUACAUUACUCAGGAUAAAAGCUAAACUGGUGAUCAACUCUUUUCGUUUGUUUACUUAUGUUGAAUUUCAUUUGGAGAGAAAGUUUUGUGAUUGUUCUGAAAUCUUUUAGUAAUUCUGUGCUAUUCAA
Lycium barbarum (goji berry) is the source of this 1333-nucleotide messenger RNA. Its product is annotated as ribosomal RNA-processing protein 14-C-like. Gene Ontology annotation, molecular function: RNA binding; DNA binding. Gene Ontology annotation, biological process: ribosomal large subunit biogenesis; ribosomal small subunit biogenesis. Lineage: Eukaryota; Viridiplantae; Streptophyta; Magnoliopsida; Solanales; Solanaceae. Bases 244 to 1230 code for a protein of 328 amino acids. The transcript has a single exon. The record is from RefSeq and is a predicted model, not a curated record. Gene Ontology annotation, cellular component: nucleolus.